Messenger RNA from Colletes gigas, 893 nucleotides. RefSeq lists its product as uncharacterized. The transcript has 5 exons. The record is from RefSeq and is a predicted model, not a curated record. Gene Ontology annotation, molecular function: acetylcholine receptor regulator activity. NCBI's taxonomy places the organism in Eukaryota, Metazoa, Arthropoda, Insecta, Hymenoptera, Colletidae. Bases 1 to 564 code for a protein of 187 amino acids.
AUGAUCACGUGGGUGAUGGUCGGGCUGCUCCUGGCUGCGGAAACUUGCGGCAGAAACGUCCUCUCCGGUAACGGAAACGGGAAGGAGGAGACGAAGCAGAAGGACGGCCUGAAAGGAGUCACCACGGACGAGGAGGACAUCUACCGUCUAACGUGCUACACUUGCGUCAACGUCAGCGAUAACCAGAUGUGCAACGAAUGGGCGAUAGACACACCGUGUCCGGCCGGUGGCCGAGACUUCUGCAGAUCGCUGCACAUUUUGGACAGCAAAGGAAACAGCGUCUUGGUGAGCAAGAGCUGCGCGAGCAGCGAAGAAUGCGGCCCGGCGUCGGUCGGUUGCAUCCCGGUGGACACGCAGCAGAUCUGCAUCAGCUGUUGCGAUCUGAGCUACUGCAACAUCGACUCGCCGACCAACGCCACCAACGCCAUUUUCUCGCGCAAACGGCGCGCCAAGUCGAAGCCGAAGCGCAAACGACCCGGCAGAAACGGGGUCGAGGGCAGCCGAUCCUACGGGACUGGCACUCUAUGGCUCCUGGCCUCACUCUUCUAUGCAUAUCACUGCUGAGGGAGCAGCAACGCGGAAGAACCGGUUAGAAAACACCAGCCGUAGAACCUCGUCGAACGAUCCUCCGACAGUGUCUCGGGAGGCCCUUGGAUUCGCCAGCCAAAAACUGUCGUCGAAACCUGAAAACGAAGCGACUGAUCAACCUCUCGACUUACCCCUAUUCCUAAUGUUCUCCUUUAAUCGCUGCGAGUGCACACCCAUCGCAUCUCAUCGGUCACGAUCCAUGCCGGGGCACGCUCGUCACUCGAACAUAUCUUCUUUUCCGCAAGGCUCUAACUGUUGAGGUGUACUGGAACAUAUGACGUAUUUCGAAACCUCGAUUUAUUCGA